AUGUUUCGAUCGGAGGCGCACUUUCAAAUGUUAGCAAAUUUGCGAUUUCUGGAAUUACAAAAAUUACUAUUAAACAGAUUUCAAAUUUUCAAGAAUGAAGAAAUAAGUAUACUGAAGAAGGAUAGUAUGAAAUCCAUUUUGUACGAGUGGGCAAAGUUCUUAACCAAGGAAGAGAAAAAGACGAAUAUGACACAUAUUCCAAAUGAAGUAUUGCAAAAUAAAAAAGUUGUUCAAAUUUUGAGAGACAAUAUUGAUUGCAGAUGGUUAGUAAACAAAAUUAAUAUAAAAGGUAAAAACAGUGAUGAUGAUCAUGUUGUUGUAGAGCCUGAUGUGUUAAAAAAAUUAGACAAACUUCACUUUGAUGAAUAUCCAAAUUUGUUUUAUUAUGAAUAUCCUCAAUUUCCGUACAAUUAUUAUGAUAAAAAAAAAAUGACCAAUUUUUACUCCCUUAUAAAAUUUCCAUACAAUGAUAUAUUAAACAUUUCGAAGAUGACUAAGAAUGAUCAAAACCUUCCAGAUAAUAUUGAAGAGGAUAAGAAAAAGCACCUAACUGGAGAAGUCAUGGGAUCUACGAAUGUAGAUGUGGUUCAUACCCAACAAGUGAACUACUCCAGCAACAGUUAUAUUUAUUCACCUUCAGAGAUAGAAACGUCCAAGGAGAAUUACUAUGAUUAG
Molecule: messenger RNA, 675 nt
Organism: Plasmodium gonderi
Lineage: Eukaryota; Apicomplexa; Aconoidasida; Haemosporida; Plasmodiidae
Exons: 1
Coding region: 1-675 (224 amino acids)
Source: RefSeq, a predicted model, not a curated record